Sinocyclocheilus grahami is the source of this 723-nucleotide messenger RNA. RefSeq names its product UBA-like domain containing 1a (gene ubald1a). The transcript has 3 exons. The record is from RefSeq and is a predicted model, not a curated record. Gene Ontology annotation, molecular function: protein binding. NCBI's taxonomy places the organism in Eukaryota, Metazoa, Chordata, Actinopteri, Cypriniformes, Cyprinidae. The coding region runs from base 174 to 641 and encodes 155 amino acids.
GUCGAUCAUCUGGCGCUCGUUACACCAGCGCUCUUACAGUAAAUAUUUGUGUUUGCUCUACCGGCUGUAAUGGUGGACGACUGAAAGAGAAAAGCGGAGAGACUAAAUCUAAAAAAAAAACAGUCCCGGGUAAAACACUAUUGUUCGUGGCUCGGAAAUAAACACCAGCGAAUAUGGAUGAACUCAAACAUCAAGUUAUGAUAAACCAGUUCGUCCUGACAGCUGGAUGUGCCGCAGACCAGGCGAAACAGCUUUUGCAAGCGGCACAUUGGCAGUUUGAGACAGCCCUUAGUGCCUUCUUUCAAGAGACAAAUAUCCCGUACGGUCAUCAUCAUCAAAUGAUGUGUACCCCCGCCAACACACCCGCAACGCCACCAAACUUCCCCGACGCCCUCACCAUGUUCUCGCGACUCAAAGCCUCGGAAAGCUUCAACAGCAGCAGCAGUCCCAGCAUGGCCACCUCACCUCCUCCACCUCCGGUCAGCUGGGGCAUGACCCCACCCAUACCAAACCAGCAGGGCUUAUGGACACAGGGGCCUUCCCCCCAACAAGCCCAACCGCCCCCAGGCUGGCCCUCAGCUGUCAACCAGCAAGCGGCAACCGAACAGAAGGCCAGCGUCGCUAUGGAGGCUGAGAGAUGAGGGCCUGGACUACACAGAGCGAGGGUUAGGGGAGGGUCAGGGGCACUCGUUUUUCUCUCAUUCACCAAACAUGGAGGGGGAG